AUGCGGCGACGCACCAUCGCACCGCUGGGAUGUCCCCGUGUGGCCGUUGGCGCCUUAACUCUAACGGGAGCUUGUGCCCAGCAGCGCGGCAUCACGACACGUGGUCAAUUCAACCCUGUGCACAACUUUUCCUACGGCAUGGAGCGUGGCGUGCGUGCAAAGGAUGAGAAGUCCUUCGAGAAACUCAUCACCAACCCUGGCCCGCUGCGUGUCGCCUACACGCCCGACUACCUCGACUGGCUUUACCGCUGUUACAGGGCGAAGGGCAAGUACAUGGAUGCGCGCGCCGCGGCGGAGAAGAAGUUCAGUGGCAACCUCAUCAGUAGUCAAGCGGCGGGAACCGCGGCGUCGGGCGAUCUGCAGGAGCGGCUGCCCGGNAGAAGUUCAGUGGCAACCUCAUCAGUAGUCAAGCGGCGGGAACCGCGGCGUCGGGCGAUCUGCAGGAGCGGCUGCCCGGUGCCCCACCACCGGGAAUGUUUUUGCGGCCGCCGCACUCGUUCCGCCGCCUCGCUGGCGAAAGGAGGCGUCGGUGCGCGCAGCAGACACUUGACGAGGUGGCCAAAGCACAGGGAAUGCUCGAUCUCUUUGAGCGGCAACCGCAAUUCCCGGUGA
Messenger RNA from Trypanosoma grayi, 612 nucleotides. RefSeq lists its product as hypothetical. The record is from RefSeq and is a predicted model, not a curated record. Bases 1 to 612 code for a protein of 203 amino acids. The transcript has a single exon. NCBI's taxonomy places the organism in Eukaryota, Euglenozoa, Kinetoplastea, Trypanosomatida, Trypanosomatidae.